UUGCGGAAUCAUCCAUAAAAUUCAUUGCUCAUAGUCAUUGUUUAAUUAAUAUGUGAAGUUUAAUUAAUAUCGCCUACAGAAAUAAAAGAUAUAUAUUCUAAUUGCAAAUAAAAGUUAUUGCACUGUUCUAUUGCCUACUAAAAAAAUAUUUUAUGAUGUCCAAUUGAUUACUAUUCAACUGUGCACCCAUCAGAGAAAUACCUGAUUAAUGUAGAUAAGCUGUUGAUUUAUUUGCUAAGAAAACCAAGUAUUUAUUGAUGAGAAAUGAUGAAUGUUCAGGACCGAUCAUUUAAAAAAAAAAAAAAACUCAGAUGAUCUGAAAAAUAUCAGAACCACGGUGGUUGUCACAACAGUAACUGGAAACUUUAUUAAGUUUCCUAUAAGAUUAGAAAUUAACUAACAUUGUUAAUGAUUAAAAAUAUAUUCAUUUAUAUGUUCAUCUUCGAAUUCAAGAAAAAAAAAAUCGGCCUAUCGGUUGUCCCUGCGGGCCAGCCCCAAAACUUCCCGCUGUUUUCGAGCUCAAGGAGCUUGAUGUAAAUUAAUUAUAAUUUGGUUGGACUCUAAAAUUGUAAUUAAAUUUUAUAAAUAGGUGUAUAUUAAAAAAAAAAGUAUAUUUAAAAAAAAUAAUCAAUAACAAAUAUAAAAUUUUUUCAAGAAAUGUUUGUUAAUAAAUAAAUAUAAAUUUUAAUCUCAGCCCCGCGAAGCGGGUGGGCGACAGCUAGUUUUUAAUAUAUACAUAUAUAGAAGAGGGGGAGGAGAUACAAUAGGGUGCUUAAAGAACUACUGUUUUCAAGGACUCAAAUACGCUAAAUCUUUUUUUUUCAAUGAUAUUCAAAGUAAAUAGAAAAAAUUUUCAGUUGCUCUUAAAAAAAAACAUUUCAUUUUUGCGGACAACGAUAUAUUUUAAUUUAACUCAAGUCUAUUGUAGAUACGAAAAUUUUCCCCGGACCGUAAUUAAAUCGCUCAUUAGGACUCAGGUAAAAAUUUAACAGUGUAAUUAUUUCCAGAAAACAUUCAUGCUUCAAAUAUGAAUUAUUGUAAUCACACUCAUUUACAGUAUUACAAUAGUACAAUACAUAAGUAUUUAAUGACUCGCAUUUUCGUAAAAGUCAUUAAUAGUUAGUUUUAGUAUGAAUAUUUCUAUAACAUACAAUCGUCAUUAGCUCAUAAUGUAUUUAAAUUUUAAGAUAAGAAAGAUAAAGUUAUUGAAAAUCCUGUACCUUAUUAAGAAUCCCGUAUUGUCAAAUAUUUAAUUUUAGUAGAAAGAAAUUAAUUUUAAGAACAACUUAAGAACUAUUAUUGUCCUGUAUGGGUUUACUUUUGAGUAAUUAUAUCUUUGUUGUAAUUAUGACGAUAGAUUUUGAAGAGUGGGGCAAGAAAAAUCAUUAUCGGGGGUGUUUUUGCUAAAGUCGGGGGUACCAUAGACAUCAUCAUUUAAACUCAGUUUUGAUCUUGAGACUGCCAGUCGUACAGUUACUCUCGUCUUAAGACUACAUCAGUACAACCAACUUUUACCAAUAAUAUAACGUUGAAUUAGUACAAAGUGAACAGUAACUCUAACAGUAAAGUGCUCAAGUUCGUUUAUUUAAAAGUUCAUUUGUUAAAAAUAAACAAUUAUCAACUAUAUCAAAUUCAUUACAAUGAAAUUAAACCGUUCAAAGCUUACCUACAAGUACAUUUCCAAGUCAAUAGAAAAAGGUGUGAUCAAAGAUAUCAAUGCAGUGGUUCCAGUCUUGAGUGGUUUAACGUUGCUUCAAAUAGCAACUGUUAAUAAUGAUAAACAAUUAGUGGACUAUCUGCUCCACAAAGGAGCUGAUAUAAAUUCAGAAAGUGAAUGCUGGGGUAAAGUUUUUAUCAUUGCUGUUAUGACUAAUAACCUGACAACAAUUCAAAGUCUAAUAAGCUAUGGAGCCGACGUUAUCAGUAAUAUUAAUCAUCAAAUUGAAAUCUAUGAAGCGGAAAGUCUCGUGGAGGCAGUUAUCAAAUAUUAUGAAGAAGAUUAUACUCCUAAUCCUAAGUUAUUACUAUCAUCCCUUAACAGUCUGGGUAUGAUAAUGCAUUGUUAUGAAUUAGGUUUUGCCAUUCUACCAUUAAAUAUCGCUAUUAGUUUAGUGAAUGUAAAAAUGGUAGAGCUACUUUUAAAAAAUAAUGCUAAUCCGAAUGCUGAUGCUGAUAUCGAUAAAUCCCGAUCACCACUAAUCUAUGCUGCUAUUAGAGGAAAUGUACCAAUCAUAAAACUUCUUCUGGCCUACGGUUUAGAUGUUAAUAUCAGAAAGAAACAUUUAGGAGAAAGUCUUCUGCAUAUUGUUGUCCAAAUGCGAAACUCGGAAGCAGUAGAAUUUUUCUUAAAUCAUGAUAUGUUUGAUAUAAAUAUGGUGACAAAUUGUAAAGAUUCAGCACUUCAUUACGGAAUUAUGUAUGCGACCGACGAUAAUAUCAUAAGGCAACUCCUUAAUGCUGGUAUUAAUAUUAAUUUGAAAAACACUGGCGGUAAAACAGCAUUUACUUCUCAAUCAAGUCUAGAUAAUUCAAAAAAAGUUAAUGAUGCAAUUACGGAACAUAUUGCGAAAUGUAGUGCGGCGAAUUUUUAUGUCAAUCAAGAAAAUUUAGCGGUCGUAAAUAGUGAAAAAUUCGGUGAAUUACGUGUCCAGUGCAUAAGCGAAAUUGAAAAAAUGAAGAUAACAUUUGUUGGUACAAGUAAUAUUUGGACAUUCAAUCAAGUUUUCCACUAUAUGCUGGAAUAAUAAAUUACCGCUUAAAAAAAGCAUUGAGAAGAAAAAAAAUCUUAUUCAAUGCUAUUAAUUUAACUAAUGAUAUUUUCCAAGAACUGGAACUCCCAAGUACUUUUACGAGGGAUAUUUUUAAAUUUCUAAUAAAUGAAGAUUUGAAAAAAUUACAAUGAAAUAUUUAUACAAAUAUUUUUACUUAGUAUUAUUUAGAUUGUAACAAAUCAGGAGUUAUUAGUAAGUUAAUUAAUUGAAUUUGUUUU
Messenger RNA from Microplitis mediator, 2989 nucleotides. Its product is annotated as putative ankyrin repeat protein RF_0381. The record is from RefSeq and is a predicted model, not a curated record. Gene Ontology annotation, molecular function: protein binding. The coding region runs from base 1641 to 2744 and encodes 367 amino acids. NCBI's taxonomy places the organism in Eukaryota, Metazoa, Arthropoda, Insecta, Hymenoptera, Braconidae. The transcript is spliced from 2 exons.